Molecule: messenger RNA, 3449 nt
Organism: Lutra lutra (Eurasian river otter)
Lineage: Eukaryota; Metazoa; Chordata; Mammalia; Carnivora; Mustelidae
Product: palmitoyltransferase ZDHHC11-like
Exons: 12
Coding region: 1723-3012 (429 amino acids)
Biological process (GO): protein targeting to membrane; peptidyl-L-cysteine S-palmitoylation
Cellular component (GO): endoplasmic reticulum; Golgi apparatus
Molecular function (GO): protein-cysteine S-palmitoyltransferase activity
Source: RefSeq, a predicted model, not a curated record
ACGUGACCCCCAGGAGCUAAGAAGGUUCGCACUGCAGAGCGGGUGAGGGACCACGCGGUGUCCGUGAACGGGGGUGUGUGAGCCAAGGCCUGCCACGGGAGGGGCCAGGGUGAAGCUGCCCCGUGGCCCCCACGUGGUCUCUCCCCAGGACCCCCAUCCGCCCCACCUGCCCCGCAGCUCCUGUGACUGUGGGGAAGUGGGUGCCCCGCGCAGGGCCCCGGGGUGAUGCCUCACGUGCGCCAUCCUCACGCCUGUGCCAUAACCCGGAUGCGUGUGUCCGCCGUGGGGUCCGGCCCUUGGCGCCUCCCUGCUUCUCUGGGGCACUUGCGGGUGUGAUGCGGGGAGCUUCUCAGAGCCCUUUGAGGAGUGGGGACCCAUGUCCCUGCAGGCCUCGCGCUCAGUCCCCGCGCUCUUGAGACCCUUGGCUGGAACUGUUUCGGUUCAGACUUCUCUCAGAACCUCAGGAGUCGCUUGUUUAAAUUUCACGAAUUCCUGUGGCUGUUGAAUUUGGGGCUUCCCCACAGGUCAUGGUGACAUUUCCGUCCUGGGAACCCCUGCAGGAUGGGGGGCUGUGCUCAUCCUGGCCAGUGCAGGUGGCCCUGGGUCUGACCUCCGUCCUCAUGUCUUGCUCCUUCCACAAGAUAAGUUCUAUACCUCUGUUGCACCAUCAGUUAGGAUUUCUUCCUUCGUGUCACUGGUUCGCCUCCCCCUCCCAAGGUCCUUGCGUGCCCUCGAUCCGGCCUCCCUGUCCCAAGGUCCGCGCAUGCCCUGGAUCUGACUCCCGCUCCCUUUCUGUUGGUUCUCGCUCGCAUCUGAGUGUUGCUUUGGGAACAAUAUGGGAAUCACGUGGCAGCGCAGGUCCCUGCCCCAGUCCCAGUGUGCUGGUCUUGCUGUCCAUGGGGAAUGCUCUCUGUGGGCCCCUGGGGGUCUCACUGACUAGGGAAGCCCCUCCUGGCCCCACAUCCUGAGAAAGGAGUGGCCAGCCUGUGGAGAGCAGCCGAAAUCUGCCCUCAUGCGGCGACGUCCCCAGGACCCUCAGGGCUCCGCCUCCCAUGGCUGUGAUGGGUCUCUCGCCCAUUCCCUCCGCCCUCCGCCUGGCCAGAAGUGGCCGCCACUCCCUCCCAGCCCCUCCCCUCAACCCUGGUGGCCCGGAGCUCCUGGAGGCCCCGGAAACCCGCUGGCCCGCAGGUCUCCACCCUGCAGUGAGAGCAGUGCGGUUCUCUGGGAAUGUGGGAUCUUGUUCUGUCCUUAAGGGAAAAUCGUAGAAAGAUUCUCAGAGGAUUUCAGGCACAUAGAAGCGUCACCUGGUCACCGAAGCAAAGGUCUGCUUUUCCUGCAGACUUUUCCUGUGUUUCCCCGGCAAUGAGGGCCUCCUGAUGGGGGUCUCCUUCCUGCCUGUGAUGGGUCUCCUCCUGAGUCCAAGUCCAUCUGUAAACAAAGCCCGUGCCCAUCCCUGGAGGCGACCACGGCCACGGCCACAGCCACACUGGGGUCGGGGUGGAUGCCUCUCCUGGGUCCUCUGCCAUGUGGGCUGCACACGCUCAAGAGUGUUAGUGCAGUUGUCUCUCUGCUGUGGGCUGGACAGACGCAGGAUUCCCCUGGGACCCUGGAGGGUCCUCCACCCGCCACCUGCCCCCAGAGGUGGACCACCCGGGGCCCCCUUGCCAUGCAGCUGCGGGAGGAGUCCAUGCACACCUGUCUGGCCCUCCUCCCGUCUUGUAGAUGGAUUUGUGCGGCAGGAGCUGGAGACGGGUCGUCCCGGAAGCAGGGGGCAAGCGGCCCUCGCCCCCCAACAGGUCCCGAGUGAAUGGCUGGUCGAGGCCCCUGCACUCCUUCCAGGCGGUGGCCUGGGUCACGGUCCUCAUCCUGGCCGUCGCCAACUUUGGCAUCUUCAUCCCCUUCCUGCCAUGGGACUGGAAGGACGUCGCCUACGGUGUGACCGGCGGGCUCUUCUUUCUGCACUUCUCCGUCCACCUGCUCGCAGUUUCGAUCGACCCGGCCGAGCCCAACGUCCGGCGCAAGGAGAACUACUCGGAGCCUGUGCCCACCUUCGACCGGUCCAAACACGCACAUGUGAUCCAGGACCAGUACUGCCACCUGUGUGAGGUCACCGUGAGCCCGAAGGCCAAGCACUGCAGCGCGUGCAACAAGUGCGUCUCGGGCUUCGACCACCACUGCAAGUGGCUCAACAACUGUGUCGGGGGCAGGAACUACUGGUACUUCUUCCUCUCCGUGGCUUCCGCCUUGGCCGGGCUGCUCUGCCUCAUGGCCGUCCUGCUCUACGUCUCUAUCCAGUUCUUCAUCGACCCGGCGGAGCUCCGCACGCACCCCUGCUACAAAAAGGUCUCCAACGAGAACACCUGGCUGCUGUUCCUCCCCCUUUUCCCUGUAAAGGUGAAGACCCCUGUGGUCCUGGGCAUUGGGGUGUUGGUGCUGCUGUUGGACGUCAUCGGCCUCCUGCUGCUGGGGCACCUGCUUGUCUUCCAUCUGUAUCUAAUGGCCAAGAAGCUGAGCACGUUUGACUACAUGACACAGGGCCGCCAGCAACAGACUCCAAGAGCUGCAGCAGAGAAGGAAGAGCUGUCCAUCCAAACGAGACUCCCAAAGCACACAGACAGCAGCAGCCAGAGCCCAUCCGCACAGAGGUACGUUGUACACUCGCCAGAGUCGUUUGAUGUGUGUGAAUGUGGGCCGCCUGCUCUUCGUAACUCAAAUGACUUUGGAAGAGUGAAGUCCAAGGAGCUCCUGCUGUCGGAUAUGCUCUCCCAUCAGCUGUCCAGUACCGUGUUCCCAGAGAACUUGUGGCCAACGGACUCGGACAGCAAGCUGACGUCCCCUGCCCUUGGGGUGAAGGCCUCCUCGGUGACGUGUUUCUCCUUCCUGUCCCGCCCUAGCAGACCCAGGCGGAAGGUGCUCCUGUCGCUGUCUAGGUCCUCAGGUGUGAGCUCUGCCACCACCACCGCUGGCCCCGGGAGCACCCUGUCACUGAAGGUCUCAGAGGGUCUGCAGUGAGACCCGAGGCCGCCUGAGCAGGAGGAAGGCACCCCGUGCUAACUCAACCUGCUCCCCAGGACCGCCCACCUGUGAGGUGUCUCCAGGCAGCCACAUGCCAUGUAGCUGACCCAUGGGAACCCCCCUGCCUCUGCUCCCAUGUCCCCAUCACGACAGACAGACCUCAGAUGCGUCCAGCUGGAGUCCGGGGGACAAGGAAUGUGAGAAGGGACACACUCUGGUACCAGGAUCGCCCAGGAGGCACAAAGACAUGGAUGCAAGGGAGCAGAAGCUCAGAGUAAGAGACCCACACUCGCCGUCCAGUAGGGGAGGCAGUGCCCCUGCGGCGGUUUGCCCUUAAAUACAACCAGAAUGAAAGACAACCGGCGGGGACAGCGGACAGCGGGCAGACUCCCCAGCGGUAAGGAAGGAAGGGCGGGAAAUAAACAGCUGUCCUC